Messenger RNA from Trachemys scripta elegans, 1759 nucleotides. It is a transcript of the gene MED21, whose product is annotated as mediator complex subunit 21. Gene Ontology annotation, biological process: regulation of transcription by RNA polymerase II. The transcript is spliced from 4 exons. Gene Ontology annotation, molecular function: transcription coregulator activity. NCBI's taxonomy places the organism in Eukaryota, Metazoa, Chordata, Testudines, Emydidae. The coding region runs from base 84 to 518 and encodes 144 amino acids. The record is from RefSeq and is a predicted model, not a curated record. Gene Ontology annotation, cellular component: mediator complex.
ACGCCCAUUGGCUGCUCAGCCCGGCCUCGCUUAGGCUCUACCCAAUAGGCAGGAGGGAAUCGGGAUGGGAGCUGGGAAGGAUCAUGGCGGAUCGGUUAACGCAGUUGCAGGACGCGGUGAACUCGCUUGCAGAUCAGUUUUGUAAUGCCAUUGGGGUAUUGCAGCAAUGUGGCCCACCUGCCUCCUUCAGUAACAUUCAGACAGCGAUAAACAAAGACCAGCCAGCUAAUCCUACAGAAGAAUAUGCUCAGUUGUUUGCAGCAUUGAUUGCACGAACUGCUAAGGAUAUUGAUGUUUUAAUAGAUUCAUUACCUAGUGAAGAAUCAACAGCAGCUUUGCAGGCUGCUAGUCUGUAUCGGUUAGAGGAGGAAAACCAUGAAGCAGCUGCCCGUCUGGAAGAGGUUGUUUAUCGUGGGGAUAUGCUACUAGAAAAGAUACAGAGUGCCCUAGCAGAUAUUGCUCAAUCACAGCUGAAGACCAGAAGUGGUACUCAUAGCCAACCUGUUCCAGAUUCAUAGCAGCAGGGGGCAGCAUUUUGCUGCAAAAGUGAACUUUUAGAUUGUGAAUAAAAUCAUAUUUUUGAAAAAAGUUCUGUAUCAAAUACUUACAGUAAGUGAGCCAUACUGUUGUGUAAAUAUUUUGAGUGAACUGAUUAUGGUAAAAGCAUGUCACUUGUCAAAGCCUUAAAGUCUUCUUAUAUAGCCUCAAGUUUGGUAUGCAAAGCAUUUAUAAACUAAGAAUUGGUGUUCGUGUUGCUGGCACUGCACAUUUAAUGCAUUUCCUUUAUUUCAAAAUACUAUUUUUUUUUAAGUUUAGCUUCUCUUAUGCAUAGAUGUGUAUCUAAUGGGCUGUCAUCUUCACAAUGUAAAUUUGUAUAGUCCUACUGGGGAAUAAGGGAAAAAAUUUUCUCAGCAUAUUUUUGGUAACCUCUCUCUCCUCUAAAUCUUCAAGUUUAGGGGGUCUUAUUUUAUUGUGAGGCUUUUGCAGGAAAUAGAGCUUCACUGUGCAGAGUUCUAUGAGCAAAGUGCUGUGCAUUCUGAGGUUGUUCCAGUGCUCACCUCCUGCAUUGCUGUAUAUACUGUUUAAUUACCAUUUCUGCUGUGACACUUUGGCAUACUUAUUACUUGACUGUAUUUUAUCUUCUUUGGCUGCAAGCUAGUAUACAGAUUUCUUGCCAGCUGCAUCCUGUAAAAUGGGACUUUGGAGCAGUAGUGAUUCCUGAUGGACUUCCUGGUUCCUUGCAGGCUGCUAGCAGGUCAUAUGGGAUUGGCUGUACCCCUUUGCUUCCGGCUGCUUCUACAUAUGCUAGGUUUCUCAUGACAAAGAGUGUGCCUGUAAAAGCAGAUGCUCCUGAAGAGGAGCUGCUGGUUGUUGUUGCAUCAGAGGAGUUGGAGGAGAAACAAAAGGUGUCCAGUAGGGAUAGAAGCCAGCAAUGGAAGCUAACUUCCUUUCUAAUAUUUCUCUUGUGUAAGCAGUGGCUGUAGCCACUCCUUGAACAUUGUGUGAGUGUAAAUAUGAAAGGAGUAGUCCCUGAGAUAUUCGAGUUCUUCUAUCCUGAAAAAAAUUGUGCCCCUAAUGGUGUGAAUUAAAAACAGAAAAAUUGUGCUCGAUUCAAACAGUAUAAGCUUUUAGGAAUGUUUGGAUCAAUAUUUGAACUUUGUGGCAUAAGUAUGGGAGUGUACACCCUUCUCCCUUAGCAAUCUAAAAAUUUUACUUUGGCUACUUUGUUGUUGAAGAUAGACUGGCUUCUCUUGGAGUC